Molecule: messenger RNA, 5292 nt
Organism: Anas platyrhynchos (mallard)
Lineage: Eukaryota; Metazoa; Chordata; Aves; Anseriformes; Anatidae
Gene: RUBCN
Product: rubicon autophagy regulator
Biological process (GO): negative regulation of autophagosome maturation; negative regulation of endocytosis
Cellular component (GO): early endosome; late endosome
Molecular function (GO): phosphatidylinositol phosphate binding
Source: RefSeq, a predicted model, not a curated record
AGUUCCCGCGGCGAGGUGGGCGGGGCGGGCGCUCGCCCCCACGUGACAGCGGCGGGGCGGCGGCGGCGGCGGCGGCGGGGCGCGCGCGCGCCCGGGAUGGAGGUCGAGCCCCGCGGGGGGCGCGCGGAGAGCAGGAAGGAGCACUGGAAGCUGCUGGGCAACCUGAAGACCACCGUGGAAGGGUUGGUGUCCACCAGCAACCCCAAUGUCUGGUCCAAGUAUGGUGGCUUGGAGCGGCUCUGCAGGGACAUGCACAGCAUCCUUUACCACGGGCUCAUCCACGACAAGGUGUGCUGCAGGCAGAAGGAUUACUGGCAGUUCGUCAAAGACAUUCGCCGGCUGAGCCCCAGCUCUGCUCAUCACCUGGAGAAGUUCAUCAGCCUGCACGAGAACGGCCAGCCCGGCCCAGACGGCCGCAGCGACCAAGCUAUCGCCAAGCUGUGGCUGCAGCACAGCCUGCAGUUCCACUGCCUCUCGGCGCAGCUCAGACCUCUCCUGGGGAACAGGCAGUACAUAAGGAAAUUCUACGCAGACACUGCCUUCCUGCUCAGUGACGCCCACGUCACGGCCAUGCUGCAGUGCCUGGAGGCUGUGGAGCAGAACAACCCCAGGCUGCUGGCUCAGAUCGACACAUCCAUGCUGGCCGGCACGUCACUGCCCUCCCUGUGCUCGUCAGGUCCCUCUGCCGGGACAAGAGAUGCACGUGACUGUGACGCUGAAGGACACCAGAGCCGCUUGCCUGGGGCACUGGGCUGCCUGGAUCAUCUUGCUGAGAGCCUGCUCACCAGGAGGGGUGAAGGUCCUUCUCCAGUGACAAAGAGCCAGAGCCUGACUGCCCUCCCCGGGUCCCCGUACGCCCCGUCUGCAGGCUGCACGCAGCAGCGCCACUGCGGGUCCUUCUCCAGCCUGCCCCAUCCAGCCUCGUCUGGCCUGCCAGACAGGAGACCAGCGAGCUCCUCCGUCUGCUCCAGCACCAGCCAGCCCCAGGAACACUGCCCGGCCACCCGCUCCUCCUCCUUCAGCGAGGACAGGACCUCCCUGGAGCAGCCCAGCUCCCGCAUCCCCUCACCCAAAGACCCUUUCUCUCCGGCCAGCGAGAUGAGCUCCAGCACCACCAGCCAGAGCGAGGACACUUGGACGGGGAGCCAGGACGAUGCGCAGAGCGACCCCAACGAUGGGCCCGAGUACCUGGCCAUCGGCAAUUUGGGGCGCCGGGGCCGGGCCUGCAGCAGCGCCAGCACCAGCAGCAGCAAGAGCAGCAGCUCCAACCUCUUCUCCUCCAGCAGCUCCCAGAAGCUGGACUCGGUCUCCUCCAUGGGGGAGCAGGGGGCGAGUGGAGGUGGGAGCUGGGGCCUGGGCCUGUUGCGCCGGUCCAGCUUCUCGGAGGGGCAGUCGUCAGCCCCGCAGGGCAUCCUCAAGAAGAGCCACGUGCGCUCGCACUCUGACACCAACGUGGCCUCGGGGAAAUUGCACGGAGGCCUCAGGGAUAUCACCAUUAUAAUAGAAGACCCAGUGGCAGAGUCCCACGGUGACACGGGCAGAGGCAGAGGGACAGUGUCUGGUUCCACCCAGAGCAGCGAGCUGAGCACACCCAGCUCCCUCUACAUGGAGUACGACUCUGGCCAGUACCUGAGCUCGGGGGAAGGGAUGUUCAGAAGACCCUCGGAAGGGCAGUCCCUCAUCAGCUACCUCUCGGAGCAGGACUUCGGCAGCUGUGCGGACCUGGAGAAGGAGAAUGCCCACUUCAGCAUCUCAGAGUCACUGAUCGCUGCCAUCGAGCUGAUGAAGUGCAACAUGAUGAGCCGGCAGCUGGAGGAGGAGGAGGAAGACAGCGACAAGGAGAUCCAGGAGCUUAAACAGAAGAUUCGCAUUAGGCGCCAGCAGAUCCGUACCAAGCACCUGUUCCCUGCCUGCCAGGAGAUGGGCUCAGACAGCCUUGUGGCGACAGACAGCGAGUCCCAGUUCAGCUCCCGCGGCUCCAUGCGCCUGUCUGAUUCUGGCUCUGCGGAGGAUGUGGAAGAGUACGAGAUACAAGAUGGUAACGAUGGAUCUAACCUGAUUCAAAUGUCCAAGAACGGCCUCUCAGUGUCAAUGGCUUCCUUGUUCUCAGAUGCAGACAUCAAGAGGAAUCCAGACUCCAGCAGGAAAUCCUUUCUCUCCUCCGAGUCCAUAUCCCACUCCUUCAGCAAUUCGAACUCGGCAGAAGCCGUCGCCAUGGGCUUGCUGAAGCAGUUUGAGGGCAUGCAGCUGCCGGCUGCCUCCGAACUGGAAUGGCUUGUCCCCGAGCACGACGCUCCGCAGAAGCUCCUGCCCAUCCCUGACUCCCUGCCCAUCUCCCCCGAUGAUGGAGAGCACGCUGACAUCUACAAGCUGAGGAUUCGGGUGCGCGGAAACCUGGAGUGGGCGCCCCCACGACCGCAGAUCAUCUUCAACGUUCACCCAGCCCCAACGAGGAAGGUGGCUGUGGCCAAGCAGAAUUACCGCUGCGCGGGCUGUGGCAUCCGAACUGAUCCUGAUUACAUCAAGCGGAUGCGGUACUGCGAGUACCUGGGGAAGUAUUUCUGCCAGUGCUGCCACGAGAACGCCCAGACGGUCAUCCCCAGCCGCAUCCUGCGCAAGUGGGACUUCAGCAAGUACUACGUGAGCAACUUCUCCAAGGACCUGCUGAGCAAGAUCUGGAGCGACCCACUCUUCAACGUGCAGGAUAUCAAUCCUGCCCUGUACAGGAAAGUGAAGUCUCUCAACCAAGUGUGGAUGCUGCGAAUCCAGCUCUUCCACAUGAAGAACAUGUUUAAGACCUGCCGCCUAGCUAAAGACCUCCUAGACUCCUUUGAUGCAGUGCCCGGCCACUUGACCGAGGAUUUGCACCUCUACUCCCUGAGCGACCUCAGCGCCACGAAGAGGGGGGACCUGGUGCCUCGCCUGACAGAACUGCUGAAGGCAGGCAGCCUGCACGUUGAGAAAUGCAUGUUGUGCCAAGCUAAAGGCUUCAUCUGCGAGUUCUGCCAGAACGAAGACGACAUCAUCUUCCCCUUUGAGCUCCACAAGUGCAGGACGUGUGAAGAGUGCAAAGCCUGCUACCACAAGUCCUGCUUCAAGUCCACCCACUGUCCCCGCUGCGAGCGGCUCCAAGCCCGGCGGGAGCUGCUGGCCAAGCAGAGCAUGGAGUCCUACGUCUCGGACUACGAAGACGAGUUGGAGCAGCAGGAGGCAGCAGCAACCACAUGAGCGUGUGGCAGCAGGGGAGCAGGUAGCGGGUUUAUUUAUACCUGUGGCCUUCAUCACCAGAGACUGAGCCAAGCGGACUUGUGAUGAGGAGCAGCGCUGGGACACUUGUCAUGCUGGGUGCUUGGAGCACUGGCUUGACGGGAGCUGUUUUCCCCUGGGCAGCAGUGCUGGGGAAUGAACAUUUUCCAUCCUCGGAGUCUGCUCCAGGUACCAGUCACCUCCCUGCCGCCUUGGCUUGGGGAAAGGCAGCCACCCCUGUCUGUCCUGCAGGCUGAACACGGACCUUUACCAGGCAGUGGCUCAUGUGCUGGGCUGCAGCCUUGCCCUUUGGGAGCCGCUGGGCCAGGCAGGGCUGCAAGGCCAGUCCCCAUCCCCUCCUGCCUGGGAGGCUCCCCAGUGGGGUCAGCACUUUCUGCUCAGCGGCUGGACACUGGAAGCCCUGGCCAUGUUCCCCUCCUGGGAGGCAGGAAUUGUCUCCAAGUCUUCCCCGGCUUGUCUUGCUGCUGCUGUGUGUUUGUGGAGGGAGGCUGGGGGGCUGAACAGCGCGUUUAGCAGCUCCCUUUUUCACAUCUGGACUGGAACUACUGCCAGAGACACAUUUCUCUUCCUCCAGGAUCAGAACAGAGGAGGUAAAAAUGGUAAAAAUGUGGUGUGUCUGCCCCCCUUGCCCCCACAGAGGCAGCACCCAGGGGGCAGCCACCCCAGGGGACCCGCUUUGCUGCUGGGCAUCGCAGAGAUCUUGUGGCAAGAGUGCAGCAAGUGAGGCUUCAAACCUCACUUCUCCCUCAUGCUGCUCAUCUGUUCCUGGGGAUUUCUCCUCGUUUAGGUCUGACAUGGGACCUCACCCUGGCAGUGUCACCCUGGGAUGCGCGUGAAGGCUCGUAGCUCAGCCCUCUGGGUGCCUCCCCCCAGCCUCUGUCACACUUUGUUCUUUUAGGUUGGGCUUUUUUUUUUUUUUAACUGGCUGGAUUUGGUUUUAUUUUUUUAACGCAGUUGUUUGUAUUUUUAACCGUUUGCUCCCCACCUCCCAAGAAGGUGCUGCUGGAGAUGUUCCUACGUGAGGGGCUAUAAAACCUCCAGAGCUUUCCUGCUCCUGGUCCCUCACCCCUGACCGGGGCUGGCAGCUGCCAGGUGCCCCUCUCCCAUCGGACCUGCUCCCUUUGGGAGAGGGGUCACCGAGCCAGGCAGAGCCUCAGGGGAGAAGCUGGACAGGUUGCUCCCACGGGGGUGCACUUUUGGGGAGAGGGAUUGGCACUGGGGGUGCUGCAAGGUGCCGCUGCAUCCAGGGGAUGCUUUGUCCCACGGUACGGGCAGUGUCCAGCACCAAGGUAGCCCUGGGGGCUGGAGCCCACCCAGCCUGGCAGGCAGGUGGGGGGAAGGAUGAAGGGUGCUGAGGGACAGGGGACACCAAUUUUCAGCCUGGCACGUCACCUCUCUGAUGGCAGGGUCAGAGGCUACUUACCAGCUCUAGCAUUCCUGGCCUGGGACAGGUAGAUCCCCACCUUCUCCCUCGGGUUUUUGCCUCCUCCUGUCUUUAUCCUCGUUUUCCCAGGACAGCAGCUGCUCUCCUGCUUGCUCCACAGCUGGCAGGAGCUCUACAAGCCUUGAAGUUGCCAGCCUUGCAAGCAGAGAGCAUUGCCACGGUCCUUGCCUCUUGUCCCCAUGCUGCCACCUGGCUCGGCAGGUCCGGAGCUGGUCCCCCCCCUCCUAGGAGCUGGCUCAGAGCAGCACACCUUCACCCACACCCUUUUGUUUGAAGCACUUUAACGUCGCGGGCCGCUGGCCGAGCUGAGCCCACGUCCAGUUCUAGAAGCACUGAGAACCUUUAGAGACGAGCGAAUGGAUUUUGGUUUAUUUGUGUUUUUCCCCCAAUCCCUCUGGAUGUGAUGGGAACCCGAAACCCGGCGGAGGUCUCUGGGCAAGGUGACGCACAACACUAACACUGCUGCCACGGCUGGAGGGACAGCCAGGGGCUGCCCUGGCACUUAACCGGAGCCCUCCCCACGGGACUAUUGCACAGCAGAGCAGUGAAACGCCGUCCCUAAUAAACUAAGUUAAACUCAA